CGUUCGGAAAUACUUCUUUGUUCAGAGUGCAUGUUGGACCCCCGGACACACGUACAAAUAGGUUUGCAGUCAGAAAGGAAAUGAAUCUACCAGAAUGCGGACCCGACGAGGACGUGAAUAGGUGAAAGGCCGAGGAACAAUAGAGGCUCCGGACCCCGGCACCUACUGGGCAAGCGCGACGGAACCGCGCGUACCUUGAUGCUCGGAAGCUCUGUCAACCACCGCCAUGCAGGCAGACGGCAUUCUAGCAGGCCUUUCGGAAAUACCUGCGCAUAUCCUUCAUGCGGAAUUGCUCCGUAGACAACAGGACAACGAUGAGCGACCAGAAUGCGGAAGCAAAGGGGCGAAGGGCCACUACAAUACACCCAUACAUGUCUUCGCCUUGUUCUUAAUACUCACACUUAGCACUGCGGGUUCGUACGUUUCUUCACAUACCCUCCAAUGCACUGCUGACUGUCUCACAGCUUGCUCCUUCCCUGUGGUCGUCAAGCGCUUUCCUUCGAUACCCGUUCCCCACCAAUUCCUCUUCAUAUCUAGGCACUUCGGCACAGGUGUCCUGAUAGCGACCGCUUUCGUCCAUCUCCUCCCUACCGCCUUCGAGUCCCUCACCGACCCAUGUCUACCCCCGUUCUGGAACAAGGGCUACUCGGCCAUGCCGGGCUUGAUAGCCAUGACAUCAGUCUUUGUAGUAGUAGGCGUUGAGAUGUUCUUCGCAUCAAGGGGAGCAGGCCAUUCGCACUCGACUGGCUACGAAAACCUAGGCCUUGACGACCAUGCUGCGACUGCGCGCCCGGGCCACAAGAGAAGCCAUAGCUAUGGGAGGUUCAGCAACGGCACACCAGGAGCGAAUGGCCACAUACCGGGCAUCAUGCUGCACGAUGUCGAAUCUUCAGCCAAUCUGAUGGCAGGCCGAUCGCCGUCGUUUUCCCUGGCAUCGCCGAUGACGCCCAAUGAUUCUAUAGGCCGGAAAUCCAUUGACGACGACAAUGACUCAGAUCUGGAGAUAAGCAGAGAAGAGCUCGCCCGUCAAGAUGAGGACAACUCAGAAGACGAGUCUCGCCUGUUGCCUGGGCCCCAUGCUCACAAUCCUACCCACCAACCUGGCGGCGAAUCCUCUGAAGAUAUGGAGAAAACCGAAGCCCAGAAUAAAAAACUUCUCUUGCAAUGCCUACUGCUCGAAGCCGGAAUCCUCUUCCACUCCAUCUUCAUAGGCAUGGCGCUCUCGGUCGCCACUGGCACCGCAUUUAUCGUCUUCCUCAUAGCCAUCUCCUUCCACCAAACCUUCGAAGGCUUCGCACUCGGCUCCAGAAUCAGCGCCAUUCGCUUUCCAGCUGGAUCACCGAAGCCGUGGCUAAUGGCCCUAGCUUACGGAACCACCACACCCAUUGGGCAAGCAAUAGGUCUAGCUAUACACACCUUGUACGACCCAGCAAGUGAAGCUGGCUUACUAACUGUGGGCUUCAUGAACGCCAUAUCCAGCGGCUUGUUGCUAUUUGCUGGCUUGGUGGAGCUACUUGCUGAAGAUUUUUUAAGUGACGAGAGCUAUGAGACGUUACAGGGGAAGCGGCGACUACAGGCCUGUGCCAGUGUCGUAGCAGGGGCAUUGUUGAUGGCACUAGUCGGCGCAUGGGCAUAGUUCCCAACGUUCUCUUCUUGUAUAUACUAAGCGCAUCAUGCAUAUAUCUGGCGUUAUGGCUGGUCACAUGCAGGCUAGCCUGCUUCGUAAUCAUAAUCACCAGUGACUUUCGCAGAAGCCUCGGUUGGCUUGAUCUUGUUGUUCAUAUGCGUAUCGCCACAUGCGAUGUGACAUUACGGACUUGUCCGUUGCAUUCCAGGUUUAUUUUUCGACCUCCUCUUGUUCUUCUGUACUUCCUACUCUGUACAGCCCUUCAGCGCCACCGUCUUCGUGAUCGCUCCCGAUCCCAGCUUCCUUCUCUAAUGCU
Molecule: messenger RNA, 1943 nt
Organism: Alternaria rosae
Lineage: Eukaryota; Fungi; Ascomycota; Dothideomycetes; Pleosporales; Pleosporaceae
Product: Zinc/iron permease
Exons: 2
Coding region: 227-1636 (469 amino acids)
Biological process (GO): zinc ion transmembrane transport
Cellular component (GO): plasma membrane
Molecular function (GO): zinc ion transmembrane transporter activity
Source: RefSeq, a predicted model, not a curated record